Zingiber officinale is the source of this 1394-nucleotide messenger RNA. Its product is annotated as annexin-like protein RJ4. Gene Ontology annotation, cellular component: cytoplasm. Bases 215 to 1147 code for a protein of 310 amino acids. Gene Ontology annotation, molecular function: calcium ion binding; calcium-dependent phospholipid binding. NCBI's taxonomy places the organism in Eukaryota, Viridiplantae, Streptophyta, Magnoliopsida, Zingiberales, Zingiberaceae. The record is from RefSeq and is a predicted model, not a curated record. The transcript has 6 exons.
UCUGAGAAAUGGACACUAAUAAUACUGACAUAGACAAUUUAUCAAAUGCCUUGAUUUUUAAGGGUUUUCUCAGAUAUCAGCAAAUUAAAGCUCGUAGACUCUGAGUGCUCUGAAAAAAGUUCUAUAAAUGCGCUCCAUAGUUUGAUGGUCUCUCAUCUUCCUCCGAUCAGCGUGGUAGGCCUUUUUCUUCCCAAAACCAAGAGAAGGUUUGACCAUGGCGACGCUCACUGUUCCCAAGCCAGUUCCUUCCCCGGCUGAGGACGCCGAGGCCAUCCACAAGGCCUGCCAAGGAUGGAUAGUUAACGGGCAGACACUGAUCAGCAUUUUAGCACAUAGAGAUGCCGCCCAAAGAAAGCAGAUUCAGUUGGCUUUUAAGGAAUUGUCCAAGGAGGAUCUCACCAAAAAACUCGAGUCAGUACUGUCAGGACACUUUGAGAAAGCAGUAUACCGCUGGAAUUUUGAACCAGUCGAGAGAGAGGCUGUGAUGGCUUAUAUUGCCUUGAAGAAGAUUUUUAAUCCCCGUGUGAUCAUAGAAAUUGCAUGCGUCAACUCGCCAAACGAGCUUCUAGUUGUGAAAAAGGCGUACCAAGCUAAGUAUCGGUGCUCUCUGGAAGAAGAUGUGGCUGCUCACACUGAUGGAGAUUUGCGCAAGCUACUCUUUGCACUCGUAAGCACAUACCACUACGAUGGAAAGGAUAUUGAUGCGAGGUUAGCUAAAUCAGAAGCCAAGAUUUUGCAAAAGCAUAUAAAGGAUAAUGAACUGAACCAUAGCGAAAUCAUAAGAAUCGUGGGUACUAGAGGCAAGGCACAGGUUAAUGCUACUUUCAAUAGCUACAGAGAAGAAUAUGGUACUUCGAUUCAAGAGGCUUUGGCUGGUAAAUCUACAGGUGAAUUUGCACUGGCACUCCAAGCAGCGGUUGCUUGCAUCAUCGAUCCCCACUUGUACUUUGUCGAGGUCCUUGAUGCUGCUCUCGAGAAAUCAGAUGAAGACGCACUGACUCGCGUUAUCGUAAUGCGCGCCGAGAAAGAUCUCGGGGAGAUCAAAGAUAAGUUUCAUAAGCAGAAGAAUGUUCUCCUUGAACAAGUAGUGGAAAAAAAGACUUCUGGAGAUUACGAGGGCUUUCUCAUCGCUUUAUUGGGUGCCUGAAACACCUAAUGCGUCUUCGACAACUCUGCUCUUUCAGUGUUCUUGUGGGUCAAGUUUUGCCUUCAGACCUUGCUUGUGCUCGAGGCAAACUUUCUUUAUCAGCAUCUGUCUAGUGCUUGAAGAGCUUGGUUUGGUGUGCUAAAUAAUUUGGUUUCUUUGCUGUUUGUCUAGCUAUGUUGGAGUCUUGUUGUUGUGAUGUUGUAUGAACUAGCUCGAUAUGAAGAAUAAAUCUCUAUGUCUUGUCUUC